AUGUCAGAAUCUGCCAAAGUUUACGUAAGACCAGUUGGUUUUGAUGCCCCUCAAGAACAAGUUCAAGAACAUUUUGCCACUGUUGGACCAGUUGUUGAAGUUUUAGUCAUUAAGGACUUUGCUUAUGUCACAUAUGAAAGUCCUGAAGAUGCUCAACGUGCUGUUGAAACUUUAAAUAACAGUACUUUCGCCGGUCAAGAUAUUGUUGUUGAAAUUGCUCGUGAAAGAAGAGAAGAUACUAGAGGUAAAUUUAGAGUUAAGGUUGUUAAUUUACCAGAAGGUACUGCUUGGCAAGAUUUUAAAGACUUUGUUAGAGAAAAGACUACUUUUAGUCCAACUUUUGCUAAAGUCUUUAGAGAUUAUGAUUCCGGUGAAACCGUUGGUAAUUUAGAAUUUAGUUCUGCUGAAGAAUUAGAUCAAGCUAUUCCAUUAUUGGAUAAAGCUGAUUACCAAGGUGCUACCAUCAGUGCUGAAGAAGACACUACUCCAUUUGUUCCACCUCCUCCAAGAAGAGGUGGUUUCAGAGGUGGUCGUGGUGGUUUUGACCGUGGAUUCAGAGGUGGACGUGGUGGUUUUGACCGUGGUGGAUUCAGAGGUGGCCGUGGUGGUUUUGACCGUGGUGGAUUCAGAGGUGGCCGUGGUGGUUUUGACCGUGGUGGAUUCAGAGGUGGCCGUGGUGGUUUUGACCGUGGUGGAUUUAGAGGUGGCCGUGGUGGAUUCAGAGGUGGUCGUGGUGGAUAUGAUAGAGAAGACAGAGGUGAUUUCAGAAGAGAUGAUAGAGAUUCCUAUGUUCGUGACAGAUCUCCAUCCCGUUAUUAG
Scheffersomyces amazonensis is the source of this 819-nucleotide messenger RNA. It is a transcript of the gene NPL3, whose product is annotated as mRNA-binding protein. The coding region runs from base 1 to 819 and encodes 272 amino acids. The record is from RefSeq and is a predicted model, not a curated record. Gene Ontology annotation, molecular function: mRNA binding. Gene Ontology annotation, cellular component: cytoplasm; nucleus. Lineage: Eukaryota; Fungi; Ascomycota; Pichiomycetes; Serinales; Debaryomycetaceae. The transcript is spliced from 2 exons.